ACUCAUCCAAGAAAGUGAAUAUUACUUAAAAACAAAAAAAAAUCUUCGUGAUUCAGCUAUUGCAUCUACAAGCAAUGGCAUUUCAUCGCGGCCAUUCACUUUUUCUCUUCUUGCUCAUCACCAUGUCAUCUAUAACGAACCAUGCAGAGGCACGCCAUCUCCUAGAGUCAGCCGUGCCUGAGGUUCCCAAGCCCGAAAUCCCAUCUCUACCGAAGCCGGAGCUACCUCCACUACCCAAGCCUGAGUUGCCAUCGUUGCCUAAACCUGAGAUUCCAACACUGCCAAAACCUGAAAUCCCAGUACUGCCUAAGCCCCAGUUUCCAACACUGCCUAAGCCUGAGAUUCCAACACUGCCAAAGCCCGAGCUUCCAACACUGCCAAAACUAGAGGUACCUGUGUUGCCAAACCCCGAACUUCCAACACUACCCAAGCCAGAGGUACCGACAUUGCCUAAGCCAACACUCGAAAAAGCUGAAACGCCAAAGCCUACUCUUCCUGAAAUACCAAAGCCUCAAAUGCCAGAGCUACCAAAACUUCCCGAAUUGCCAAAACCUGAGAUCCCUGCUGUCCCUAAGCCUGAGGAACCAACUUUGCCAAAACCCGAGGUCCCAACUUUGCCUAAGCCUGAGGUUCCAACAGUGCCGAAACCCGAGGUCCCAACUUCGCCUAAGCCUGAGGUUCCAACAGUGCCGAAACCCGAGGUCCCAACUUCGCCUAAGCCUGAGGUUCCAAUAGUGCCAAAUCCCGAACUUCCAACACUACCCAAACCAGAGGUACCGACAUUGCCUAAGCCAACACUGGAAAAAGCUGAAACACCAAAGCCUACUCUACCUGAAAUACCAAAGCCUCAAGUUCCAGAAUUGCCAAAACCAACGGUUCCAGAGCUACCAAAGCUCCCUGAAUUACCAAAACCUGAGGUCCCAACUCUCCCUAAGCCUGAGGUACCAACAGUGCCAAAACCUCAAAUGCCAGAGCUACCAAAACUCCCAGAAUUGCCAAAGCCCGACGUUCCAGCUGUCCCUAAGACUGAGGUUCCAGCAUUGCCAAAACCCGAGGUCCCGACUCUACCGAAGCCAGAAAUGCCAAAGUUGCCUGAACUUCCAAAGAUUCCAGAACUGCCUAAACCAUCUUUGCCCGAAGGACCCAAAUCCCGUUGAUUUGCGUCGACAUAGGAACAUGACACCGGGAUGAAUCAAGUUUCAGAGAUAGACCUUAUUGUGGAGGGAUGUGUACUUCUAGAAUGAUCGAUUCAUGUAGUUGUUGUUGUCUUGUUUUCUUAUUGCUUUCCAAUUUGUCCUCUUAUUAUAUGUAAGCUUGCUUGUAUGUUCUGGGUGUAUAAUGUCAUUUAAUAUAUAAAUUCGUGAUUGAUUGAGGUUUGCAUGAUUA
Salvia splendens (bonfire salvia) is the source of this 1386-nucleotide messenger RNA. RefSeq names its product protein PELPK1. The record is from RefSeq and is a predicted model, not a curated record. The transcript has a single exon. Bases 75 to 1157 code for a protein of 360 amino acids. NCBI's taxonomy places the organism in Eukaryota, Viridiplantae, Streptophyta, Magnoliopsida, Lamiales, Lamiaceae.